Molecule: messenger RNA, 1357 nt
Organism: Rhodotorula graminis WP1
Lineage: Eukaryota; Fungi; Basidiomycota; Microbotryomycetes; Sporidiobolales; Sporidiobolaceae
Exons: 5
Source: RefSeq, a predicted model, not a curated record
CGCUGGCCCAAAUCUGGCUCCAUUACCAUCAAGGUAUACUAUUGUAUGGUCCAAUGCUCUUGAUGCGCUGGCCCAAAUCUGGCUCCAUUACCAUCAAGGUACACUAUUAAAUGGUCCAAUGCUACUGAUGCGCUGGCCCAAAUCUGGCUCCAUUACCAUCAAGGUAUACUAUUGUAUGGUCCCUGUGCCAAGCAGUAGGUCAGUAGCCCCGAGGAUGCGCCGAUCCGCCUUUGAGGCCACCAAGACAACCGCCGUCGUCUUCCGGCCCAAGCGCGGCACCGCCGGCGCAAGGACCGCCGCCGCCGCCGCCGCUGAGGCGCCGCCGGUUGUGCUUGACGGCGUCGAGCUCGCGUACGCCGACAAGAUGACGAUGCUCGGCGCGCGCAUCGACGCCGAGCUCACCUUUGCCGCGCACCGCCGCACGUGCGUGAGUCGAGCGGCGCAGGCGGCGGGUGGCGUCGGCCUCCUCGCGCGAGCGCGAGUCGGCCUCUCGGCGCGGCACACGCGCGCCUUGGUGCGGGCGUGGGUGUACCCGAAGAUGCUCGCGCUUCUUGAUGGCCUUGGGCCGAGCGAUCUUGUCGGCUACUCGGACGGCAGCCUCAUUGAUGGGCGAGCUGGCGCCGGGUGGGCGCUGCGAGCCGUGUUCCGCGGCGAGGAGCCGAUGAUGACCGUUGUCGUCUCGUGGGUGCCGGGCCACGCCGAGGUCGAGGGCAACAAGCGGGCCGACGCCCAGGCCAAGGUCGGGGCCGAGGUGGUCGAGGUCGAGGGCGGUGUGGGCGAGGGGCGGCAGCGGGGCCGCAAGUCGCGGCGGCACAGCAUGGUGAUGCCGCGUGGGGGCUCAGUCGAGCCGUCAGACGACGAGCGCGACGAGUGGUACGGGGGAGAGAGGGAGACGAGCCCCCAGGUCGAGUCGAACCAGCCCCCUCGGCCUCGCCUCCCCGCCCUCGUCAACCCUCCUGACGGCCUCGAGGACCUCCGCAGCGAGCCCAAGAGCAUCGCGGCGGUCCAGCAGGCCUUCCACCAGGCGCAGCAGGCCGCGUGGGCGGCGAGUUGGGCGACGGCGCCCGCCGGCGCGGGACUUCGCAGCGUCACCGGCAAGGUCGCGCCUGGCGCCUCCUUCGCCCGGUACCACGCCACGCUCUCGCGCCGGCAGAGCACGCUGCUUGCCAGGCUGCGGCUCAACUUUGCCGGCCUCGCGGCGCACCUUCACCGCAUCCAGCGCGACCCGACCGGCCUGUGCGAGUGCGGCGAGGAGGAGACUCGGGCCCACUUCCUCCUCGCCUGCCCCCUCUACGCCGCGCCUCGUGCUGCGCUCGUGCGUGCGACCGGCAAGGACGCCAUGCCACCCCUCGCCACC